AUGUGUGAUGGUUGGACAGAUAGUGUAAAUCAUACACAUAUUAUGAAUUUUCUAGUGUAUUGUAGCAAGGGAACGAUUUUCUUGAAAUCUAUUGAUGCUUCUAAUGUUGACAGUAGAAAUACUGAUUACUACUUUCAGUUAUUGGAUAAGGUUGUGGACGAAGUGGGAGAAGAAUUUGUAAUUCAAGUUGUUACAGAUAAUGAAAAAGCACUUAAAGCAGCUGGUCAAAAGUUGAUGGAAAAGAGACAACAUUUAUAUUGGACUGCAUGUGCAGCACAUUGUUUGGAUCUUUGUUUGGAGGAUAUAGGAAAAAAAAAGAAUGUGCAAAAGUUAUUAAGUGAUGCAAAAGUAGUAACAACUUUUAUCUACAAUCACACAUGGAUUGUAAAUCUCAUGAAAAAAUACACUGGAGGUAGAGAAAUUGUUCGUCCUGGUGUUACCCGAUUUGCAACACAAUUCUUACAACUUCAAGCAAUUGUGCAACAAAAGCAAGGCUUGAGGAACAUGUUCAACUCAGAAGAAUUUAGACGAUCUAAAUUUGGAAGAGACAAAAAUGGAUUGGCAUUUGAAGCAAGACAAAUUGUUAUUGGCAAUGAUUUUUGGAGCAAGGCUAAUGAUAUAUUGAAGGUAUUUGAGCCUUUAGUAAAAGUUUUGAGGCUAGUUGAUGGUGAUGAGAAACCAACAAUGGGUUUUAUAUAUGAGGCAAUUGAUCGAGCAAAACAAUCAAUUCAAAAAAGUUCUCGUUAUUAUUCUCAAUACCAAGAAAUAAUUGACAAGCGUUGGAGAUUCAUGCAUUCUGAUCUUCAUUCUGCUGGGUAUUUUCUUAAUCCACAAUUUCAAUAUGGAGUUGAACAUGGAUCUGAUGUGUAUCGAGAGACAUUUGAAGGAACCAAAAAGGUCAUUAUGAAAUUGGAGAGAAACAUGGAUGAUCAAAUUAAAGCUUUAAACUCGUUGGUAUUGUUUAAAGACAUGGGUGAAACAUUUGCUACACCUCAAGCUCAAAGAGCUUGGUCUAGAAUGAAUCCAGCUGAAUGGUGGUUGAUGUUUGGUUCAUGCUCUCCUGAACUUCAACGUGUGGCUAUUAAAGUUUUAAGUCAAACAACUUCAGCCACAAAUUGUGAAAGAAACUGGAGUACGUUUAGCUAUAUUCAUACAAAGACAAGGAAUAGGCUUAAGUACAAAAAGUUGCAAAAACUUGUCUUUACACAUUACAACAUGAAAUUGAAAAUGAGGCAUCAAAUGAGAAAAAGUCAAGAAGAAAUUGAAUCAAGUUUCAAUCCAAUUAAUCUUGAUUAUAUAUUUCGAGAAGAUGAUCCAUUAUCUGCAUGGAUAGAAGAAAGAGAAAAUCCACUUUUAGAUGGAGUUCAAAAUUCAGAGUGGUUGCCUCGAAUUGAUACAGAUGAUGAAGAUGUGGAAGGUGGAGAUAGUGAUAAUGAUGGUGGUGACUUAAGCCCACCAAGUAAUAAUAGUGGUGAUGAUGGUGUUGAUAUUGAAGGUGAAGAAAAUGAUGGUGAGGAUGAUGAGGAUGAACAAAGACAAAAUCAUCCAUAUCAAGAGAUUCCAUAUAAUAGGCGUGAUACAAAUCUGGUAACUGAUUUCACUACUUCUAUGCCAGGUAUGAUUCCUCCCGAUCGUUCAUUUUCAGGUGAUAAUAGAAGAGAUAAUUCACAAAAAGUAGUCAAGGGUACUAUCCACCAUCAGUUUAUCAACAUCCUUAUUUUAAUGCAUACAAUCAAUAUGGAAGUGACCAAGUUCCCUCAUACCACCAACCAUCAAUGA
Cajanus cajan (pigeon pea) is the source of this 1779-nucleotide messenger RNA. The record is from RefSeq and is a predicted model, not a curated record. Lineage: Eukaryota; Viridiplantae; Streptophyta; Magnoliopsida; Fabales; Fabaceae.